This is a messenger RNA of Rangifer tarandus platyrhynchus (Svalbard reindeer), 1140 nucleotides long. NCBI's taxonomy places the organism in Eukaryota, Metazoa, Chordata, Mammalia, Artiodactyla, Cervidae. The record is from the annotation of a GenBank genome assembly.
AUGCGCGGCUUGGCGUCUGUCCUCGGGCCCCCCCCAGAAGAGCGGAGGCCCCCGCGGUGGCAAGCCGGCUCUCUGUGCCCUGUGCGGCGGCUGCGGAGGCCACACCCAACCCAGCUGUACCAGCAUGUGCCGGACUCACGCUGGCCCAUCGUGUACUCACCGCGUUACAACAUAACCUUCCUGGGCCUGGAGAAGCUGCACCCCUUUGACGCAGGAAAAUGGGGCAAAGUGAUCAGCUUCCUGAAAGAAGAGAAGCUGCUGUCAGACAGCAUGCUGGUGGAGGCGCGGGAGGCCUCAGACGAGGACCUGCUGGUGGUGCACACGAGGCGCUAUCUCAACGAGCUGAAGUGGUCCUUUGCCGUCGCCACCAUCACAGAGAUCCCGCCGGUCAUCUUCCUGCCCAACUUCCUGGUGCAGAGGAAGGUGCUCAAGCCCCUGCGGACCCAGACGGGAGGAACCAUAAUGGCGGGGAAGCUGGCGGUGGACCGCGGCUGGGCCAUCAACGUAGGCGGCGGCUUCCACCACUGCUCCAGCGACCGGGGUGGAGGCUUCUGCGCCUACGCGGACAUCACACUUGCCAUCAAGUUCCUGUUUGACCGAGUGGAGGGCGUCUCCAAAGCCACCAUCGUGGACCUCGACGCUCAUCAGGGCAACGGGCACGAGCGCGACUUCAUGGGCGACAAGCGCGUGUACAUCAUGGACGUGUACAACCGCCACAUCUACCCUGGGGACCGCUUUGCCAAGCAGGCCAUCAGGCGGAAGGUAGAGCUGGACUGGGGCACGGAGGAUGAUGAAUACCUUCAGAAGGUGGAGAGGAACCUGGAGAAGGCGCUCCAGGAGCACCGGCCCGACGUGGUGGUGUACAACGCAGGCACGGACAUCCUCGAGGGGGACCGCCUCGGGGGGCUGGCCAUCAGUCCGCAGGGUGUUGUGAAGCGGGACGAGCUGGUGUUCCGGAUGGUCCGUGGCCGCCAGCUGCCCAUCCUCAUGGUGACCUCGGGCGGCUACCAGAAGCGCACGGCCCGCAUCAUCGCUGACUCCAUCCUUAACCUGUACAGCCUGGGGCUCAUCGGGCCCGAGUCUGCCAAUGUCUCAGCUCAGAACUCAGACUCGCCUCUGCUGCCCCCCGAGGUGCCCUGA